This is a messenger RNA of Eriocheir sinensis (Chinese mitten crab), 2894 nucleotides long. RefSeq lists its product as uncharacterized. The record is from RefSeq and is a predicted model, not a curated record. NCBI's taxonomy places the organism in Eukaryota, Metazoa, Arthropoda, Malacostraca, Decapoda, Varunidae. The coding region runs from base 1657 to 2553 and encodes 298 amino acids. The transcript has 4 exons.
GAAGGACAGAGGAAGGAGGGAAAGACUUGAAGCUACCGGGCAAGGGAAAAUAAAUAAAAAUAUCGCUUGUAGUCAUUGGUGGUGGUUGAGUAAGGGAAAAAGGGAGCACAUGAGGACAAAGGGAAGUAAUGAAGGACUAAGGGAAGGCUGGAAGGACAGAGGAAGGAGGGAAGGACUUGAAGCUGUCUCCGUGGGCCCUGUUGGCGAGUGGGUGGGUGAGGUCCUCAGUCCACACCCUCACCCACCCAGCUUGCCAUUGAGUCAGUAGCUUGCCUGAGCCCGUAGAGGUGGGAGUGCCUCCGCUCUCUCUCCCUCCCUCACUGGCUCUCCCUCCCUCACACAAACACACACUGCCUCUCCCUCUCUCUCACUCACACCCCGUCCCUCGGCCCCAUCCUUCGCCUCAUGCCACGCCUCAUCUCGCCCAGAAGUGUUCAUGCGUGAGGCGGGGUGAGUGUUGAGACCAAGCGAACUGACCAGAAAAUAAGAGAAACUGCCACCUUGAGAAUCGUGUUAUAUUGGCGGGUGGUGAUGAUCUUGUUGUGAUGUUGUGGUGUGUGUGACGCCCUGGCCCUCCUCACCCUGGCCCUGGCUCUACCUCUGGCACUCUAGGCCCUGUUCGUUACCUACCCUCCUCUCUCCCCUCUCGUCCCUACCUCCCCUACCCUCUCACGCAACACUAUACCACCGAGAACCUGUGGAGUGUUGUGUAUGUGUUGACUAAGAUAUACUAAAGUGUGUGGCAGUGCUCACCCGCCCACUCACCCACCCACCCACCCACUCACCCACUCAACACCCCCUGACACCCCCUCCAUCCACGCCCACUCCACCCCUCCACCCAACCACCACCGCAUUAAACAGACGCAGCAACACACCCGCCUGCCCAUACCCCCUCUCCCUCCCCUCCACACACACAAACACACACAGACACACAGACACACUGGGUGAUAUCCGUACCAUCAUGCUGUGCUGUGCUGUGCUGUGAUGUGCUGUGAUGUGCUGUAAACUUCCGAUUUGACCGUAGAGUUGAACUUAAACCACUUGUGUGUGUGUGAAUAAACCUCCCCCUUUUGGAAACCCCUUUAAACCACCACCACCACCACCACCACCACCACCACUACCACUUUUGACUAGUCCUCUUCCACUCUGCCUUUGAUUUUUGAGGGAGAGUCAGUGUGUGGCUCCCCGCGUACGUAGCUCUCCUUGGUAGUGUGUAACCGGCACCCUGUAUUCUACUACUAGCUGGCCAGUGUGUGAGUGUGUGCCGUAGUGCUUGUGCCGCCAAAAACAGACACACACGCACGCACACACACGCACACAAACACACACACUCCUGACGUAGUUGCUUGUAGCCCCCAGGAACGCCGCUACUCAAGCAGGAUGGACAGAAGGGACCUUGAGAGAUCCUAGCAACCCCACCCCUUCAUCCCUUCACUCCACACACACACACGCCCAUCCCUCCCACCCCUGACACUCAAUCACUCACUCACUCACUCACUCCUCUCGUAACUCCCUCAUUCCACACACUCAUCCACACGCUUUACAAGGAACUUCAGUCCACCCACUGCACUCCGCCCCCCUCCACUACGUCGCCCCCUCACCGCCUAGCACGCUUGCAAGAACUUUUGCUACAAUAAAACUGCCACCAAAAACAAGAUGGUGAAGAUGCAGGCGGUGCAGUCGGCGCUCGCCAUCCGGCGGCAGCGGUCCCGGCGGGAGGACCAGCGGCGGGCCAAAGAGCGGCGGGCCAGCGGAGUCUCGCUGUCUACGCCUCGGCCCUCCGUGGUCACACUGGAUGGCCGCGUCUACUUCAACGAGGAGCGGGAGAACAAGCGGCUGCUGGGUCAGGUGACGAUGUUCCAUGUCGGAUCCGUCUUCAUCGUGAUCGGCCUCAUGCUUACCAUCACCUCACUGGUGCCCGGCUACGUCCGGAGCACCACGCCAGAGCGACGCAACGACCUGCUCGGCACCGGCUGCUUCUGCGUGUUCCUCGGCGGCGUGCUCACCACCAUCAGUCGCUUCGUCUCCAACAAUGAGGAGAAGGAGCUCAACAAGUACAUUAAGGGUCGCCUCGCGCGCUCCAAGUCCGGCCACAGGCUCGUGCGGGACGCGGAGAGCGGCCUUUCCACGCCCACACGCGAGCGGCGCAACAAGCCCAAUCAAAACGGUGUGGCCGUCCACUCGCCGGCCAAAACCGCCAAUAGUUGCAACAAGACACCCACCAAGAAGGCGCCCGAGGCCAAGACACAGUCCUCGACCUCCACCUCCAAGAUGGAGCCUGAGGCCACCAGCAGCGCGUCGCCUACCGAUGAAGCGGCCGCCAUGGCUGCCUCGGCCUCCAUGGAGCCCGUGCUCUCCCGCAUCCUGGAGGAGGAUGAAAAUGAUGGAGAAGCAACAACUGAGCCAAUCGACACCACGCCGGAGUCCUCUCUGACACCCACGUCCCCCCUGGAGACUCAGGGUCUUCUGGAGCGCCAUCACUCCACGCCAAGGAAGGGCUCCAAGUCCUCGUCCAAGAGCUCCAGCAAAAGCUCUCGACAUUCCGGGGUGUAGAGACUGAAAAGCGGACAGUGAAGACCUCCUCGGCGCAAAUAGUCUGCGUGUGAAUCCCGUGACCUCGAGGACAGGCGGCUAGCGGAGGCAGGCGGCCUCGCCCUCAGCCAGGCUAGCCAAGCGGCGCCUCACAGAUCAUGCUCCAUCGCGGCGAGCUUACUGUUGAACAUUUCCCGUGUGUCCCUCGUGAAGACUCCGCGCGGCGCCGAUCCGUCAGCAACACCGCGCUCUGCCAUGGCCAGUGACCCGCCAUCAUCUCGAGCCUGCCACCCCCACCCUCCCUCACCCAACCCACCGCCCGUCCCUGUACCAGCUCCUCCCGCACCACCACAACCGCUGCG